UCUGUGGGAAUUGAGAUCUUUCGGGGAGAUAAGCGAGUGAGUGAAAUGUGACUGCUGCCGCUGCUGCCGGUCGGGCUGGCAUGGGAAAAGCAUGAGUGGCUGUGUGGGCUUUAUAAAACGAUGACGCUCUGAGCGCAUUCCCCCCUGGAGAAUAAUGGGCUGAAAUGUGGAGAGGCUGCGCGCGAGGAGCGCACGCAGAGACACACGGCCGUUCCAGAGAUCCGCAGGAGCCAGCGGCGACUCCUCUGUGCGCGCACAAUGAAUAUUUUUUUCAAUUUGAGGGGGACUGUAGUGAGGCAGAUAGCAGAGGAAAGGAGUGUGACAGAAACAGCCAUGAGCCCUCCACGCCGAUCAUCCAGUUCCCAUGGUGACAGGCCCUCCACCACCCCCACCGAGAUCCUGCCGAAGAGCAACCGCAGCAAUUCGGGGGUCAUCCUGGACAUCUCCACACUGAAGAUGGCCGAGGUGGAUACGGAGGUGCCGCCUCUUCCGCCUCGCUACCGCUUCAGGGACCUGCUGCUGGGGGACCAGACAUUUCAGAAUGAUGACAGGUAUCAGGAGGAGUACAGUAUGGACUCAACCAAUGCCCAGGUGCAGGUUGAGUUCUACGUCAACGAAAACACCUUUAAGGAGAGGCUGAAGCUCUUCUUCAUAAAAAACCAAAGGUCAAGCCUGAGAAUCCGCCUGUUCAACUUCGCCCUGAAGGUUCUCACCUGUGUCCUGUACAUCGUGAGAGUCACCCUGGACGACCCCGCACCAUCUACACAGUUUUCUUCUUCUUCUUCUUCUUUUUUUGUCUUCUGCAAUGCAAGGUGUGAGAACAGCAGCGGGACAAACAGCACAGAAUCACCAGAAAUCAACUGGAAACUCAUUUUCUGGGUGACCAGAAAGGAACCUGUGUGGGCGAUACAGGUGACAGUGGCCUUAAUCAGUUUCUUGGAGACUAUGCUAAUCACAUAUCUCAGCUACAAGGGGAACAUUUGGGAGCAGAUCUUUCAGGUGUCCUUCAUAUUGGAGAUGAUCAAUACGGUGCCAUUCAUAAUCACAAUCUUCUGGCUUCCCUUAAGAAACAUAUUCGUCCCAGUAUUUCUGAACUGUUGGUUAGCCAAAGGUGCCCUGGAGAACAUGAUCAAUGAUUUCCACCGCGCCAUCCAGAGAACCCACUCUGCCAUGUUCAACCAGGUGUGCAUCCUCAUCUGCACCUUACUGUGUCUGGUUUUCACAGGAGCCUGCGGGAUCCAGCACUUAGAGCGAGCCGGGAAUUGCCUGACCCUGUUUGACUCCUUUUAUUUCUGCAUCGUCACUUUCUCCACGGUGGGCUACGGAGACGUCACGCCACGGAUCUGGCCCUCCCAGCUGCUGGUGGUCAUCCUCAUCUGCGUUGCCCUGGUGGUCCUCCCACUACAGUUUGAGGAGCUGGCGUACCUGUGGAUGGAGAGCCAGAAGCUGGGGGGGAACUACAGCCGCCACCGGGCGCAGACCGAGAAGCACGUGGUGCUGUGUGUCAGCUCGCUCAAGAUAGACCUGCUGAUGGAUUUCCUCAACGAGUUCUACGCUCACCCCAGGCUGCAGGAUUAUUACGUAGUGAUCCUGUGUCCCACUGAGAUCGACAUCCAGGUGCGUCGCAUCCUCCAGAUCCCCCUGUGGUCCCAGAGAGUCAUCUACCUGCAAGGAUCUGCUCUCAAAGAUCAGGACCUGAUGAGGGCCAAGAUGGACGACGCCGAGGCCUGCUUCAUCCUGAGCAGCAGGAACGAAGUGGACCGGACCGCCGCUGAUCACCAGACGAUAUUGAGGGCGUGGGCUGCAAAGGACUUCGCUCCAAACUGCCCCCUCUAUGUGCAGAUCCUCAAACCGGAAAACAAAUUUCACGUUAAGUUUGCAGAUCAUGUUGUGUGUGAAGAGGAGUUCAAGUAUGCCAUGUUGGCACUCAACUGUGUGUGUCCGGCCACGUCCACGUUAGUCACUCUCUUGGUUCACACCUCCAGAGGACAGGAGGGGCAGUUAUCUCCGGAGCAGUGGCAGAGGAUGUACGGACGGUGCUCUGGAAAUGAGGUCUACCACAUCCGCCUGUGCGACAGCAAGUUCUUCGGGGAGUACGACGGAAAGAGCUUCACCUACGCCUCCUUCCACGCACACAAGAAGUACGGUGUGUGCCUGAUCGGCGUGAAGAGGGAAGAGAACAAGAGCAUCCUCCUGAACCCGGGGCCGCGCCACAUCAUGGCGGCCACCGACACCUGCUACUACAUCAACAUCACCAAGGAGGAGAACUCGGCCUUCAUCUUCAAGCAAGAGGAGAAGCACAGCAAGGGCUUGUCCGUCACCGGCCUAUACGACGCCCCCUCCAGGCUGCCCGUGCACAGCAUCAUCGCCAGCAUGGGCACGGUAGCCAUCGACCUGCAGCAUCCCGACCCCCCGGAGGAAACCAGCAAACUGACGUUACCGACGGAGAACGGCGCCGGGAGCCGCAGGCCGAGCAUCGCGCCCGUCCUCGAAAUCGCCGACUCGUCCGCCAUCCUUCCCUGCGACCUCCUCAGCGACCAGUCGGAGGAUGAGACCAACCAAUCAGACGAGGAGGGCUCCGUGGGGUCGGAUUUUGUGAAGGGCUACCCUCCCAACUCGCCCUACAUCGGCAGCUCUCCAACUCUGUGCCACCUCCUGCCUCAGAAAGCUCCGUUCUGCUGCCUUCGCCUCGACAAGGGCUGCACACACAACAGCUUCGAGGACGCCAAGGCGUACGGCUUCAAGAAUAAGCUCAUUAUCGUCUCCGCAGAGAUGGCGGGAAACGGACUUUACAACUUCAUCGUACCUCUGCGGGCUUAUUAUCGACCCAGGAAGGAGCUCAACCCCAUUGUGCUGCUACUGGACUACCAACCAGACAACCACUUCUUAGAGGCCAUUUGCUGCUUUCCAAUGGUUUACUUCAUGACUGGCACCAUUGAUAAUUUAGACAACCUGCUCCAGUGUGGCAUCAUCUACGCUGACAACCUGGUGGUUGUGGACAAGGAGAGCACCAUGAGUGCUGAGGAGGACUACAUGGCCGACGCCAAGACCAUCGUCAACGUGCAGACAAUGUUCAGGUUGUUUCCCAGUCUGAGCAUCAUAACCGAGCUCACACACCCGUCCAACAUGAGAUUCAUGCAGUUCAGAGCCAAGGACUGCUACUCACUGGCUCUGUCCAAGCUGGAGAAGAUAGAGCGAGAUAAGGGCUCCAACCUGGCCUUCAUGUUCCGGCUGCCAUUUGCUGCAGGCAGAGUGUUCAGCAUCAGCAUGCUGGACACGCUGCUCUACCAGUCGUUUGUUAAGGACUACAUGAUCGCCAUCGCACGGCUGCUGCUGGGUCUGGACACCACGCCGGGCUCUGGCUACCUGUGCGUGAUGAAGGUGACGGAGGAGGACCUGUGGAUCCGGACGUACGGCAGACUCUUCCAGAAGCUGUGCUCGUCCAGCGCCGAGAUCCCCAUCGGGAUCUACCGCACAGAGUCACACAUGUUCUCAGGCUCAGAGUGCAAAGAAAACUACGCACAGUCACAGGUGUCCAUCAACGUGGAGCACGGCGAGGAGCACCGGGAGCGCGGGGAGUCCUGGAAGGAGAAGACGGCCCACCGGAACUCCACCACCAGCGACCAGUCGGAGCACCCGCUGCUCAGGAAGAAGAGCAUGCAGUGGGCGCGGCGGCUGAGCCGCAAGAACGCCAAGCCGUCCAGCCGGGCCGAGCGCAUCUCGCAGCAGAGACUCAACCUGUACCGGCGCUCCGAGCGUCAGGAGCUGUCCGAGCUGGUCAAGAACCGCAUGAAGCACCUGGGCCUGCCCACCGUGGGAUACGAGGAUGUUUCUAACCUCACUGCGAGCGAUGUCAUGAAUCGAGUAAAUCUAGGAUAUUUGCAAGAGUUGCAGGACAUUUCUGAGCACCCGUAUACAGAGGGGACCAGGCUGGCAGGGCCACAAGCAGACGAGAUGAACGACCACCAGAACACGCUGUCCUACGUGCUCAUCAAUCCUCCUCCCGACACCAUGCUGGAGCUCAACGACAUCGUGUACAUAAUCCGCUCGGACCCCCUGGCUCACAUGCCGGAGGACUCGCAGGUGGGGCCGGCUCGCAGCACCAGGAUGCAGCAGGACUUCGGCACAGAGACCAGAGAUGAGACUCACCUCUGAGAACCAGUCCUCCACACCCCGACCCUUAAAAAGAAAAAGAAAUCCUCUCCCGGGUCUCCCUUCGUCUCACUCA
Molecule: messenger RNA, 4228 nt
Organism: Salarias fasciatus (jewelled blenny)
Lineage: Eukaryota; Metazoa; Chordata; Actinopteri; Blenniiformes; Blenniidae
Gene: kcnt1b
Product: potassium sodium-activated channel subfamily T member 1b
Exons: 36
Coding region: 259-4155 (1298 amino acids)
Biological process (GO): potassium ion transmembrane transport
Cellular component (GO): plasma membrane
Molecular function (GO): outward rectifier potassium channel activity; intracellular sodium-activated potassium channel activity
Source: RefSeq, a predicted model, not a curated record